GACUCGUCUGUAUAAAAUAGGGAGCGGUACUGAUAUCGGGCACAUUCACCCUCAGAUAACACUUCAAGUAGGUAGUAGUACCGUGAGUUCAGUUGUUGACUACGCGUACGUAUUUUGACAAUCAGCUGAUUUUUGUUUUGUUGGGCAAUGUGUCUUUGCAACAAAGGAGCAGAUAUGAACAAGACCAGAUCUCCUAGGUCCCCAUAUCGGAGGCAACAUAGAGAGAUCAUCAAACCCAGACUCUCAAGAAGGAUCGUUCCCAGUGCCAGAGUCAAUUUGAACAACUACUGGCUCAAAUUUGAGGAACUGCACAACGAAUCUGCAUCUUGUGCUACCUUUGAUUCUCCAAGUACUGCAGAACUGUUAAGAAACUCUCAGUACUCCACCUUCCAGGACAAUGAAAUCAACGAAAACUUGGUUAACGAACUUCUAGAGCUUGCUAAGCUCUAAAGACAAUAAAGUUUUAGUGUACAGGUAUUUUAGUUUUAAGCUUUUUUUUUAAGUUUAUGCAAUAAUAUUCUAUCUUUUGUAUUGGUAUCUUUUGUAAUGGUUCUUAAUAUUGUUGCAUAAGCUUUUAGAAUGUAGAUAUGUUUGUCUUCCAUUAUUUUAAGAGUAAAAUUAGGUUUUCCGAGCAUUUUAUCAUUAAUUUUGGUUAAGCUGACUUUUUGAAAGUGCAAUUAACUGGAUUUGUGCAAUAACUUUUUAGUGCAAUAUCAAAAUUUGUAGCCUUUAUCGAUUACUUUUAAUCGUGUGAUCAAAUAUCUUAAGAAAAAUCAUUGAAUCAAUUAACUAUAGUACUACAAGCUUUCUAAGAGAUUAAAUUAAUAUUCAGCUCAGCAGGGUGCUCUUUUUGGAUGUGUGAAAUUUCAUAAACAAGGAUCUGUCAGUCUCUUUUUUCUGAAAUGAUCCCUUGUUUAUGUAAUUUCACACCUCGAACAAUACUAUCCCUCUGAAUUAAGCAGUUUCUUAUAAAGCUUGUACUACUAUACAUUUUAUUUUGCUUUUUAAGUUACUUAAUGUAAUUGAUUGCAAGAUGUAUGUUCAGUGAUCUCUAUUGAUAAUCACAGUAUAUAUUUUAUCAUACUCCCUCUGUGAUAUUCUUACAGGUGGUCUUCUAAAUUUAUUUAGUUCAAGUGAUCUUUAUCUUGUCUAAAUCAAAAUUUCCAUAUAAUUUAAUUCAUACCUUACAUAAUCCAAUCAGAUAUAUCUAAAAAACUCAAUAAUAUUCAACUCAGCAAGGUGCUAAUUUUCGAGGUGUGAAAUUUCAUAAACAAGGGAUAUAUCUGUUUUAUGGAAUGAUCCGUUGUUUAUGUAAGUACACAUUUCGAACAAUUAGCACCUUGCUUAGUUGAAUAUUAUUGAGUCUCUUGAUGAUUGUUGGACUAUAAGUUUUUUGCUUGCUGUGUUUUUUGGACCAACUAGCUCACAUUUGAAUCCUACACCACCUGUUAGGUUAGGCUAACUUCCACUGUGAUUUAGUGACGUAAUGGCUUAUUUUUUUUUCAUUUUCUCUCUCGUAUGCUUUAUGUUCUGUACAUACUUUUCCAACACCUUCGAUUUUUGCUCAAGCUUUAAAUGAUGCUUUGAAAAUUUUAGCAGCAAUUCAUAAAGUUUUUGGAGAUACAGCUUUAACUAGUUUUAGGGAAACUGUCUGUGAUAACAAAGCUUUAAUUUUGUUUAGUUUUAGUGCUUUUUUGUACCAACACUUAAAAUGAUACUCCCGUAUCGUUUUUCUUGUGGUAGUUUUGAAAAACAUAGGCCGAAAAGUGUCAAUUUUUUUGUAAAUAAGACUGAAAAACUGCUUUAUUGGUAAUUUAGGACGAUUAGUUUAGUCUGCACUCGAUUUUUAGGUUAAGUUCGCACUAUUUUGAGCACAUCACUAAGCUUCAAAUUUGAGAGUAAUUUUUUAAAAUAAUGCUCAAGCAGGCUAUGUGAUCGAAGUAAUUUUUUGUAUAUUUUUCUGUGAUAUCAGCUUAACAAAUGAUUUCUCUAUUAGAUUAUUAAAGACCUAAGUGGGAGUAGGAGGUAUGUGACAUUCUCAAAAUUUUGUGUUGUCUAGUGAAUGAAGGCUAUAUGUGACUUAUAUAAUUAUCAUAUUUUAUGAAACUUACACUGUACCUCUAAAAAGGUCAAUAACAAUGUUGUUAAGCUUUUUAGAGGUAGAGUGUAAGUCUUACAUGAUAGAUAAGUCACAUAUAGCCUUCAUUCACUAGGCAACUCAGAAUUUUAGAGAAUGUCACAUACCCCCUUCUUCCACUUCUUAGGUCUACAAUUAUUGUAUUGUUUAAAACAUGAUAGCUUUAAGUUUUUUUGUAUAACUUUAAAUUUAAAUAGGUUUGUAGUAAACAACUCUUCCAUGGAUCUUUCAUUAGCUUUAAGAUUUUUUUUGUAGACAUGUACUAGAUUUUUAAAAAUGUUGUGUUAGAAUUGUAUUUCAUUUUGUAAUAAUUGAUUUAGAUAAUAAAAAUAAAUGUGUGUUUUGAAUA
This is a messenger RNA of Diabrotica virgifera virgifera (western corn rootworm), 2486 nucleotides long. RefSeq lists its product as uncharacterized. The record is from RefSeq and is a predicted model, not a curated record. The coding region runs from base 148 to 450 and encodes 100 amino acids. The transcript has 2 exons. Lineage: Eukaryota; Metazoa; Arthropoda; Insecta; Coleoptera; Chrysomelidae.